CAUGGCAACAACCGCGUUUUACUGAAUCAUUUUAUCCAUCAUCAAUUCCCACAAUGCUCAGAGAGAUGCCAAAAUAUUGAGGUUUUCUAGGUAUGAUGGCGCUAGGUGUUGUACACUAAAAAGAGAGUAACCUGAAACCUGGAGGGACUUUUAUUAACUGCGAGGAAAAAACGGAGUGGCGAACUACUGAUGUUCAAAUCUAGCUGCUGAGAUUCAUGGAAAAAGGACACGACAGCUCCACCAGUAUGGCAGCGUCAGAGCUGUACACAAAGUUUGCUCGGGUGUGGAUCCCUGAUGCAGAUGAGGUGUGGAAGUCAGCAGAGCUCACUAAGAACUACAAACAUGGAGAUUCCACCCUACACCUCACACUGGAGGAUGGAAUGGACAUUGAGCACAAGCUGGAUGAUAAAACAAAGAACCUUCCUCACCUCCGGAACCCUGACAUCCUGGUGGGGGAGAAUGACCUCACAGCUCUUAGCUACCCUCCACGAGCCGGCCGUCCUGCACAACCUUAA
This is a messenger RNA of Oncorhynchus kisutch (coho salmon), 515 nucleotides long. RefSeq names its product unconventional myosin-Va-like. Gene Ontology annotation, cellular component: myosin complex. NCBI's taxonomy places the organism in Eukaryota, Metazoa, Chordata, Actinopteri, Salmoniformes, Salmonidae. Bases 216 to 515 code for a protein of 99 amino acids. The record is from RefSeq and is a predicted model, not a curated record. Gene Ontology annotation, molecular function: cytoskeletal motor activity; ATP binding. The transcript is spliced from 3 exons.